CCCGACUGGCGCGGCCGGCGGCCGGGAGAUGCAGGGAGCGGCGGCGCUGGGGCGCAGCCAGGCGGCCGGGCGGGCGGGGGCCAGAGGCUGAGCCGGGCGAGCCAGCCGCGCGCACAGCUUUGCCCGCCACCCCCCGGAGCGGAUCCCCGGCCGCCCCUUGGCUCUCCCUGGGGUUCUAGCAAAGCUCCCCGGGGUGCCCAUAUCCAUUUCCUUGGGUGACUACAGCGUGUGUUUUGUUUUUCUUCCUUCCUUCCCUCCCUCUGUGCCCUUCUCCAGGAUGGCAGAGGCGGAAUUGCACAAGGAAAGGCUGCAAGCCAUAGCAGAGAAAAGAAAGAGGCAGACAGAAAUAGAAGGCAAGCGCCAAGAGCUGGACGAGCAGAUACUUCUGCUGCAGCAUUCCAAGUCCAAAGUGCUUCGGGAAAAAUGGCUGCUGCAGGGUGUACCCGCUGGAACUGUGGAAGAGGAGGAAGCCAGGCGGCGGCAGUCUGAGGAGGAUGAGUUCAGAGUUAAACAACUUGAGGAUAACAUUCAGAGGCUAGAGCAGGAAAUACAAGCACUGGAAAGUGAAGAGUCCCAGAUAUCUGCCAAAGAGCAAAUCAUCUUAGAGAAACUAAAGGAGACAGAAAAAUCCUUCAAGGACUUGCAGAAGAGCUUCUCCGGCACGGAUGGAGAUGCAGUAAAUUACAUUUCCUCCCAGCUCCCCGACCUGCCAAUCCUCUGUUCACGAACAGCAGAACCGUCACCUGGGCAGGACGGAACCAGCAGUGCAGCUGCUGUGUACGCCAUGGAAAUUAAUGUGGAGAAAGACAAACAAACAGGAGAGACCAAGACUCUCUCUACAUCCACCAUUGGCCCAGAGGGGGUGCAUCAGAGAGGAGUCAAAGUCUUUGAUGAUGGUACCAAAGUAGUGUAUGAGGUGCACUCAGGAGGCACCGUAGUAGAAAACGGAGUGCACAAAUUAAGCUCAAAGGAUGUAGAAGAGCUUAUUCAGAAGGCUGGACAAUCAAGCGUAAGAGGAGGGCACGUGUCAGAAAGGACUGUGGUUGCAGAUGGGAGCCUCAGCCACCCUAAGGAACACAUGCUCUGCAAAGAAGCCAAGUUAGAAAUGGUCCAUAAGUCUAGGAAAGAUCAUACUUCCGGGAACCCAGGGCAGCAGGCUCCAGCCCUCAGCACUGAAGGGCCGGAGGCAAACUUGGAUCAGCCAGUCACCAUGAUUUUCAUGGGCUACCAAAAUAUCGAGGAUGAAGAGGAGACGAAGAAGGUGCUAGGCUAUGAUGAAACCAUCAAGGCUGAGUUGGUCCUCAUUGAUGAAGAUGAUGAGAAGUCAUUGAGGGAGAAGACGGUGACAGACGUGUCCACUAUUGAUGGGAAUGCAGCGGAGCUGGUGUCCGGGAGACCCAUCUCAGACACCACAGAGCCCUCAUCCCCUGAAGGAAAGGAAGAGAGCCUGGCCACGGAGCCAGCCCCAGGAGUUGGGUGGGAGAAUGUGCUGCUAACGGGAGAGGAGGUAACCUCAGAGGCCACAGACACACCCGGCACAGACAUGACUGUCAAGAAGCCUCCCAAGCUUUCUGAGGAUGAUAUCCGGCUAAAACACGAGAGAGACAAGUGUAGUGCCAACUCCCUGGAACCCGCCACCAGCUCUCUCCCCCCAGGUCACAAAAACAUGGAAAUUGAGGUCUCUGUUGCAGAAUGUAAGAGUGUUCCCGGAAUCACCUCGACUCCACAUUCCAUGGACCACCCCUCCUCUUUCUACUCACCCCCCCACAAUGGCCUCCUCGCUGAUCACCAUGAAUCUCUGGAGAAUGAUGUGGCCAGAGAGAUCCGCUAUCUAGACGAGGUGCUGGAGGCCAACUGCUGUGAUUCUGCCGUGGACGGAACCUACAACGGCACGUCGUCCCCGGAGCCUGGAGCAGCAGUCCUGGUGGGCAGCCCAAGCCCACCCGCCCACACGACCGUCCAGCCGGCGCCCACCGAGAGAGCGGCUGGCAGGCAGGCUCCCCCCGACCUUGAGCUCCAUCAAAGCAACUCUGACACCAUGGCUGAGGGUGAAAGAGCCAACGGCCACCCCCCAGACCAGCCCAGAGACCUGCUGGGGGACAGCCUCCAGGUACCUGUGAGCCCCAGCUCCUCCACCAGCUCGCGGUGCUCGUCCCGAGACGGGGAGUUCACGCUCACCACGCUGAAGAAGGAAGCCAAGUUCGAGCUGCGUGCCUUCCACGAGGACAAGAAGCCCUCCAAGCUCUUCGAGGACGACGAGAGUGAGAAAGAACAGUUCUGCGUCAGGAAAGUGAGACCUUCCGAAGAGAUGCUGGAGCUGGAAAAGGAGAGGCGAGAACUCAUCCGGAGUCAGGCCGUGAAGAAGAAUCCUGGCAUCGCCGCAAAGUGGUGGAACCCUCCGCAGGAAAAGACCAUCGAGGAGCAGCUGAACGAGGAACAUCUGGAGUCGCACAAAAAGUACAAGGAGCGCAAGGAGAGGCGGGCGCAGCAAGAGCAGCUGCUAAUGCAGCAGCAGCCCCCACCGCAGCUCUGCACGCCUCCUGCAUCCUCUGCAGAGCAUUCCAGCCUGAGCGACAGCUCAAAGGAGGACAUCGUCACGGAGCAGAUAGAUUUCUCCGCGGCUCGCAAACAGUUCCAGCUGAUGGAGAAUUCCAGGCAGACAGUGGCCAAGGGCCAGAGUACACCCAGGCUCUUCUCCAUCAAGCCUUUCUACAGACCUCUGGGGUCAAUCAACUCAGACAAGACACUGACCAUCUCGAGACCAGCUUCUAUCGGGGGACCCCCCGAAGACUCUUCAGCAGUCAAGGGACAGAAAGCCCACGGUGCCCUGGAGAGCCAGUCUUCCGGAGAAGGGGGCCAGGGCAGCACAGCUCCUCAGGGGAAGGAAGGGCCCUACAGUGAGCCCUCCAAACGUGGGCCUGUAUCCAAACUGUGGGCAGAGGAUGGCGAGUUCACCAGUGCCCGGGCUGUCCUCACCGUGGUCAAGGAUGAUGACCCUGGGAUUUUGGAUCAGUUUUCAAGGUCAGUCAAUGUCUCUUUGACACAAGAGGAGCUUGACUCUGGUUUGGAUGAGCUGUCAGUGAGGUCCCAGGAUACCACCGUCCUGGAGACCCUGUCCAAUGACUUCAGCAUGGACAACAUCAGUGACAGUGGGGCCUCCAAUGAGACAACCAAUGCCCUCCAGGAAAACUCAUUGGCUGAUUUUUCUCUGCCCCAGACUCCCCAAACUGACAACCCUUCCGAGGGCCGCGGAGAAGGUGUCUCCAAGUCAUUCAGUGAUCAUGGUUUCUAUUCCCCUUCGUCCGCGCUGGGAGACUCUCCGUCCGUUGAUGAUCCCUUGGAAUAUCAGGCUGGUCUCCUGGUGCAGAAUGCCAUCCAACAAGCCAUAGCUGAGCAAGUGGACAGAGCUGUGUCUGAAACCAACAAGGGUGGAGCAGAACAGCAGGGACCUCAAGCGAGUCUAGAGGAAGCUGGAACUGGGCCUUCCAGCUCAGAGAAGCCUCAGAGCACGUUUGAACCACCUCAGGUGUCCUCCCCUGUUCAAGAGAAAAGGGAUGUAUUGCCAAAGAUUCUGCCUUCUGAAGACAGGGCACUCAGGGAAAGGGGGCCCUCUCAGCCACUGCCCCCGGUGCAGCCCAGUGGCCCAAUAAACAUGGAGGAGACCAGACCAGAAGGGAGCUACUUCAGCAAGUACUCAGAGGCAGCUGAGUUAAGAAGCACAGCCUCGCUCCUGGCCACUCAAGAGUCCGAUGUGAUGGUUGGCCCCUUCAAGCUGAGGUCCAGGAAGCAGCGGACUUUGUCCAUGAUCGAAGAAGAGAUCCGAGCAGCCCAAGAAAGGGAAGAGGAGUUAAAGAGGCAGAGACAAGUCUUGCAGAGUACCCAGAGCCCCAAGGCAAAGAAUGCCCCAUCACUGCCCUCCCGAACAUCGUGCUACAAAACUGCUCCAGGGAAAAUAGAGAAAGUCAAACCUCCUCCAUCCCCCACACCUGAAGGUCCCAGCUUGCAGCCUGACUUAGCCCCCGAAGAGGCCGCCGGAUCGCAGCGGCCCAAGAAUCUGAUGCAGACCCUCAUGGAAGACUAUGAGACACACAAAUCUAAAAGGCGCGAGAGAAUGGAUGAUAGUAGUUACACCUCUAAGUUACUGUCUUGCAAGGUGACUUCCGAGGUCCUUGAGGCCACACGGGUUAAUCGAAGAAAGAGCGCACUGGCCUUGCGCUGGGAGGCAGGGAUCUAUGCCAACCAAGAGGAAGAGGACAAUGAGUAAUCAACUUCCUUCCACCCGGAAGCUUCUUUGGUGCUUGGGUUCCCAAGAAACCAAGAAAUCAACACAUCAAAGCAUUUUAAUAGAAUAUUUAUUAAAGUGCAAACAAACUCAAUAAUCCUUAUGUAGACCAGAAGCUGCAGUGUACAAUGAUGAAAAAUAAAGUGAAAAAGAAGUCCACCCACCAAACUCAAACUCCUGGGAGUCAAAAGAGAAAGGAUUUUUUUGUGUGUGACUCAAAGGAUCGCCUGGGUUUGGACCACAAUUGAUCCAAAAGGACAAAGAAGUUAUAAGCAAAUCGACAUGGUUGCUACAGGCAGAACUGAGACCAGCCUAGCUGGGUGAUGGGGAAAACAACGGUAACGUGGCCAUUUGGAGAAGCCCCAGAGCUGGUGCCCUCCACCCGGCGGAGGAUAGGUCCCUGCACCUGCCCCAGUUUCCCACCCUUCACAGCAUCGGGGUGUUGGACUAACUCCAUUUACUCCAGCAGCCAUAAAAUAACGUUUUUCUCUCUAUUUACCCAGAAGAGGCAACUCUGGUUCCAUGUCUCUUCCAUUUAAUUGUUUUUAAUUAGGAACAAUUAAUGAUCACCAUUCUUAUUUUGAAGACAAGAGUUCUUCAUGUUGCAAACAGCCUGUUCUACAUUCGGAGGCUGAGGAAUGGGGGAGAAAGCCAAACCAAAUGGAUUAUUUUAGCUUUAGGAUCGUGUCUGCUUGUGAUACUGACUGAGCUGCAGUUUAUGAGAACACAUUUUCACAAUUCUGUUUCUUUAUAUGAAAACUAUAUUUAGUGGGCAACAACUAUUUUUAUGAUGGGACGGGGGAAUAUAUCCAUGUAUAAAACCUAUACACAUCAAACAGCUUGGUUCAAGAGGGGAGGGGGAUUUUUAGAGUGGCAAUAAUUGGAAAACGGGCGAACGCUGCCUUAGAGAGGUAGAUGAUGAGAAAUAGAGGUGUUUAUAACUAUAUUUUGUAUAUAAAGUGGACCCUCAGGGGAGUAGGAAGAAUGAUAGAUUAUUUUGGAUUAAUCAGAAAGGGAACAGUAAAGAAAGCUCAUGAAAGUUAGAGAAGAAGGGAGGGAGAAAGAGUGGGAAAAUAAGGAAGUAAGAGAUUAUUUUUGCUGAACAACCAGUAUUUUUCAGGAUGACACAGAGAAUAUAGAAUAGGAAUUUAAGUGCAGGCUUAGAAUCAGCUACAAAUCCUAAAGAUAGGGUGGGGUUGUGUGUGUGUGUGUGCGCGUGUGCACAUGCCUUUGUAUAUUUGUGCAAAGCGCAUGUGUGCUCACAAGUAAGGGUGUGUGUGUGUGUGUAAGGAUUAAAAUUCCAGAAUGAUCAUGGGACAAGGGUGUUCACUUAUUUCCUUCAAAGCAGCUUGCCAGCGCCAGGAGUGAGAAUUUCUUUUUUAUGAAAAGGAUAUAGAGGCUCCGAGCUGAUGCAGUAUUUGUAAUAUUAAGUUGACCUAACAUGGUAUUUGCAUGAGUCACAAUGGCAAAGUUUUGAGCAGUUUUGUAAUUUGACAUUUAGGAAAGUAUCAUAUUUAUUCUCAUACUCUGUAUUCACACUUAGUAUAGGCUAAAGGAUGCCCGCUUUACUCUUUCUGCCAUUUAAAGCAAUAUGAUAAGGGUAUUCAAUCAUUGAAUGCCCUCAAUUUCUGGAUGAGAAAUUUUUCAGUUCUGGCCACGAGAAAAAAGUGACCAGCCUUUGUUUUUUCCAUCCCCUUUGUUUUAAAACUGUGGUUUUUAAAAAAAGCAAUAAGUAAGUCAGACCUCACUAAAAUUAUUUUCGUUUUUAUAUCGUUCUGUCAUGAGCACUAAUAUGUUAUGCGGACAAGUAGCAGUUCCAUGAAAUUUGUCUGUAGAUGUCAUGCACAUUAUCUUUGCUUCUUUUAUUAGACUAGUGUCAACUUUAGGGAAAAGUUUAUUCAUAAGCAAGUGGUGGACACAAAGUAAUUAUGGAACUGUCUGAUAACUUACAAGGAUCCUUUGAAACUGCCGAGGAAACCUGCAAUUUGAAGCCAAAUUCUAUGGAUGGGUAAUUGGCACCAGCUGUAUAUGGUUCAUGCUCCUGAACAUUCUGAAUGAAAAGUCAACAAAAUGUGCUGGCCACUGGGGAUACAAAACAAAUAAGAUCCCUGCUGUUAGGAAUUUAUUUUCAAGUGGGAGAGGCUGGUGUGGAGACAGACAUUCCCAGGAAAAUGAGAUGAGGAGUCCCGGCAGGUGAAAUGGGGACACCCAGGAAGGAUGCUUUGUCUGAGGAUUUCCAGCGUUCCCAAGGCAGGCACGGGAAUGAAAACAGAUGGGGCAGCAGCAUCGUGUAGCCCAGGGACACAGGGGCUGCUAGGAUGCCUGGAGAACAGAAUGGUUCUAUGGGGUGCACGAGAAAUGAAACAUGCUUCAUGAUUUGUGGACUAACUCUGGGUCUGGUAGUGACCAUAGACUUGAUACAGAUGAACUCUCCAUCUUUUGCAAGAGGAAACAGACCUCAGGACUUCCCUGAAGUUUUUGGUUCUGUUUUGAAGGAAACCGUGUACCCACCUUAAACCUCCACUUGAGAAAAGAAUGGGCAGCUGAAAAGAAAGCUUAGGAGGCCACACAAUUUCUGCAGUCGCUUUAGAGGCAGAUAAAUUGGUCUUUGACUACAGUUGAUUGAACCAGACACACUUAUUAUGCGGAGUUAUAGAGCUGGGAUCCUUUGGUCCAUGCUUCAGAUAGGCAACAAAUGCAGCGUUUCCGUGACCCUCUCACAGGCAGAAAACCGUUUAACUGUGGCCCCUGCAUCUCCAUCUUUUGCUUGUUCCCUUCUGCUGCCUUCUGAUGACUGCUGUCAAUUUCCUGGUUCCACUCACCUAUAAUCCUGUUAAAAUGUAAAUUAAAGUUCCCUUGGAAGAGCCAGAUUUUCUCUGCGCUCUUGAGUUUUUUACUCAUUUAAGAAACAUUGGGCCAUGGCUUUGUACAUAGCACCGUGCUAGGCUCUGGGAUCCCAAAUGAACCCCUUUAACUUUGCGAAGACGCAGCAGACCCCUGGAGGAAAUUCACCCCUGCCUAAUCCAUUGAGAGGAAGAGGCUUGUCCAAAAAUUGGCCUCUGAUGCUCAUCCCUGCCCCCCAAAUAGCACGCAAGCUUGUUAAUCUCAGCUAGAACAAAUGUUUAGAUUCUGUAGAUGUUAAAAGCUUUCCUGAAAGUAUUCCAUUCUGCUUUGUUUAUAGAUGUUCACUUUCCUCCGGAACUGAUUAACUACUGACAUUCCUUGGCUUUCUCAUCCAGAAAUUAUGGAAACAGGGUCUGUCAGUGGCAGGAGUCUGGGCUGUGUCCUACGUGAAUGACAUGCAGUUUCCUUGCCUCUUUACACCCGUGCAUGCUACCCACCCUAGACAGUGAUGUAUAAGCAGUAUAUAGAUCAGUGUCCACAUGUAUACACAACACACACACAUACACACACACACACACACAAGGCAUAACAAGGAACACUAAAACACUGUUGACUCUUGUCUCUGAAGACAAAUAAUUAAACAUUUUUUUCCAACUAAAGAAUGGAUGUAAGUAAACUACGUAUUGAAAAAAAAAAUAGCCUAAGUGUUUAGAGAUGGUGACUAUAUCCAGUUUUAGUGACAGAACCAAUUUCCUGAAUUUUAAGCAUUCAGUGAGUGAGCUGCCAAUUUUGAUUUUGUGUUGCUCUUUACCCAAAUGACUUUUUUUUUUCUUUUUUUGGAGGAGGGGGCAAAAAGCAGCAAUACUGUGUUUGAAAAUGAUACUCUGUAUCUGCUCUCCUGUGUAUGUUAACCACUUCAAUGUUAUUAUCCUGCUUCAGUUUUAUAGUGAUUGUGAGGCAUUCAAUGCAAGUAUACAAUUAUUUUCUCAUUAAAACCCAGCGUGUGUUGUUUUUAUAAA
Molecule: messenger RNA, 8145 nt
Organism: Hippopotamus amphibius kiboko
Lineage: Eukaryota; Metazoa; Chordata; Mammalia; Artiodactyla; Hippopotamidae
Gene: PALM2AKAP2
Product: PALM2 and AKAP2 fusion
Exons: 12
Coding region: 278-4264 (1328 amino acids)
Biological process (GO): regulation of cell shape
Cellular component (GO): membrane
Source: RefSeq, a predicted model, not a curated record